Molecule: messenger RNA, 1104 nt
Organism: Rhizophagus irregularis DAOM 181602=DAOM 197198
Lineage: Eukaryota; Fungi; Glomeromycota; Glomeromycetes; Glomerales; Glomeraceae
Source: RefSeq, a predicted model, not a curated record
CCGUGAUUUGCGAGAAGACAUUAAAAAUGAAUGCUUUAUUUCCUAAAAUUUUCAAUAAUAAUUUUUUUUAAAAAGGUUUAAAUGUGUAGAAAGAAAAUUAUAAAUAUAUAAUGCGUACUUUAUUUAUUUUUACACAGUGCCGAUGAAUGCCGCAGUAUUCCUUUCUUUACUCGCAAUACGCAGCUACCCGUUUCAUCGGAACCAUUUUCCUAUUAGUUUCAUAUAUUUAUUACUAUUUAUGUAAACGGAUGACUAAAAAAAAUUUUUUUGUUUAAUUUAGUCAAAAUUAGUACAAAACUGCGGUAGAAUUAUAUAUAAAAGCAAAGGUUUUAUAAAAAAAAAAAAAGAAAAAAAUUUCGAAUUUCUCUCUAAACAAAAAUGGAUACAAACGAAAAUGAGAAAUAUAAUAUAUUAUUCAAAAAUUACGAAAAUUUGGACAAACCUUUACCCCCUUUAGAAAAUCCAUUUUUUCGAGAUUAUUAUUUAGUUUAUAUUAAUACAACGUACGACACAGAACAACUUCGUACGAAUCCUAAUUACUUAGCUCAUGAAUAUCAUAAUUAUACUACUUAUUUAAUAAGUUUAAUUACAGAUCAAGAAUGCUUAAAACCAAAUUUUCCACCAAAUAUAAAUGUUGAAGAUUAUGUACCAAAAUUCGAGAAAAGAAAGAAUAUCACUUACCGUACGGGAAAUUCUUUUAUUAUAUACAGAAAAUAUUUUUCUGAAUAUUUGGAAAGUUUAGAAAUUAAAUUACAUCAAUUAUUGAUCACGAGGUUAUCAAGUGAUUAUUGGAAAAGAGAACCUAUAACCGUUAAGGCCUAUUAUAAAAAAAUUUCGGAUCAAAUAAAUAAAAUUUAUAAUCAACAAACUAUGAAUUUAAUAAAAUUAGCCCCCGAGCCAGAUAGUUUAUCAGAUAGUUUAUUUUAAACAUUUUAAAAUAUAAAUAGUUAAAUAAAUAUGUAGUGUACAGUAUACUUGUAGUCAGUUAAAUUGUUAUAUUUUAUUAUAUGUAAAAUGUAUUGUAUUUCUUUUUUUUUUUCCUCUUUAAAAGGUAAUUAAGUUCCUAUAAAGUUCAUACGCAGUUUCGUACUUGUACUACACAAC